Brassicogethes aeneus is the source of this 1700-nucleotide messenger RNA. Lineage: Eukaryota; Metazoa; Arthropoda; Insecta; Coleoptera; Nitidulidae. The record is from the annotation of a GenBank genome assembly.
CACGCAGGUCAGAAAUAACCUACCUUAACAAAAUGUUCGGCACUUCACAUUUUACUAAUAGUAGUAAAUUAAACAUCGCGCUAGCAUUAUCAAAAAUGUCACCAAGAAAACUCCACAAAAAACACAACGAAAAAAAUUCUGCGAGUGAAAAUCAUCGCGGAAAACAACUUUAAUUUUACUCUCGGAGAAAAAUACAUAACCUUAAAAAAUGAAAGAGUGGCUGAAAAUCUCGUUGAUACUUUGCCUUUUCGGGUUCCUGAAGGAAAUAAGGCCGUCGGAACCCUUCAUCUACGAGUUUUUAAUUGACAAGCAAUGGAGAAACGUUACGGACGACCAGGUCACGCAAGAAGUUUAUCCUGUGGGAAUUUACGCGUAUUUGGCUCAAUUAGUGAUAGUUUUUUUAAUUACCGAUAUGUGCAAAUACAAACCUUUGAUAAUUGUUUGUGGAUUGUCAGCAAUCGCCGUUUGGGCGCUUUUAUUAUGGACAAAAACUCUAUUUGCUCUGCAAGUGCUUGAAGUUUUGUAUGGAACAUUUUGUGCUACCGAGGUGGCAUAUUACACAUAUAUUUAUGCCAAAGUCGACAAGGAACAUUACCAGUUGGUCACUUCCCACACCAGGGCUGCAAUAUUGGCAGGGCGAGCUCUUUCCGGAAUAAUUGCUCAAAUUUUAGUUUCCUUUGAAAUUAUGGAUUAUCGGGAAUUAAACUAUAUUACUUUUACUGCCAUGAUAUUUGCGACUCUUUGGGCAAUAUUUCUACCAUCUGCCAACCAAAGCGUCUACUUCCACCAAGACUCGAAAAGUGCCCACUCGGCAAGUGAGAAAACAAAGAGCGCCCUGAACAAAAUGCGGCACCAUUUUUUUACUUCGUUCUCUAACCCUUACAUCAUUAAAUGGUCGCUGUGGUGGACAUUGAACUUGUGUGGUUAUCUCCAGGUGCAGACGUACAUGCAACCGCUGUGGUCGGUUAUCCAGACUGACAAGAGCAAGACUAUUUACAACGGAGCCGUCGAGGCGAUUUUGACGGUGCUUGGGUUUUUGGGGACCCUAGCUGGGGGCGUUUUGAAAGUCGACUGGCCGAUGAAGGGCGAACUGGCAAUGUCGAUAAUUUCACUUCUGGAGGGUUUCGUGCUCCUCUAUAUCUCGCAGACCGGAAGCCUUGAAGUGGGGUACGUGUGCUACAUAACUUUCGGUGGAUUUUUCCACUUCAUGAUAACCAUCGCGAGUUCGGAAAUAGCUAAGAAUAUUUCAGAGGAUGGUUUCGGUUUGGUGUUUGGGAUAAACACUUUUUUUGCGUUGGUUUUGCAAUCGAUUAUAACAGCUGUUGUCGUCACCAAAAACGUGGGAUUUGCGUUGGGGCCCCGUGAUCAGUAUUUUGUGUAUGGGAUUUUCUUUAUUGUUGUGGGAGCGCUGUAUAUUGUAAUUGGGUUGUCUUCUUGGUUUACCAGCAAAAAAGAUAUGAGAAAGGCCAGUAUUGCUGUAAGCAAUAAAAUUUAGGUGCCAAGAUUGUUUUUUUAUAUCGCCAAACUUAAUAAUGAACAAAUAUGUAUUGUUAAUAUUCAGCACCAGUGCACAUGUGCAUACUUUAAUUGUUUUAAAAUAUUUUUGUUCUUUAUUAUUAACAAUAAUUAUUGUUACAUUUAUUGCUCUUUAUAUGUUUAAGAUUUUAUGGCAGUUUUUUAAUUUAAGAGACAAAUUUUUU